UUCGACCCUCUAUCUACAGCACACACAAUGUCGUCUCCACCAAUAUGGUUCAUCACAGGCUGUUCAUCCGGCUUCGGCACUAGCCUUGCACUCCUCGCCCUACGCUCCGGCCACAAAGUGAUAGCCACAUCCCGCAACCCCUCCAAAACCCCCGUCCUCGUCUCCGAAGUCCAGAGCCUGGGCGGCGUAUGGCAUACCCUAGACGUCUGUGCUCCAGAACCCGAGUUAGCUAAAGCGGUCGAGAAAGCCACAAACGUAUGGGGACGAAUCGAUAUCCUAGUUAACGCUGCGGGCUACGCUCUCCUAGGAGCUUUCGAAACCUUCAGCGACGCAGAAGCACGCGCCCAAAUGGCCACCAACUUCUUCGGCCCCCUCACCCUAACCCGGCUGAUCCUGCCCUCGAUGCGCGUCCGCCACUCCGGCACCGUCGUCCAAAUAAGCAGCGCCACCGGCCUCGAAGCCAAGCCCUCGCGGUCCCUGUAUUCCGCCUCCAAAUUCGCGCUCGAAGCCUUCUCCGAAGCCCUGUACCACGAAGUCAAGCCCCUCGGGAUCCGCGUCCUGCUGGUCGAACCGGGCUGGUUCGGCACGAAUUUCUCGCGCGCGCUGGCGAGGCCCGAGGCAGCGUUGCCGCGGGAGUAUGAGGGGACGGUCGUCAAGCAGGUACUGGAUGCUACGGUUGCGCUGGGGGGUGUGGGGGCCAGCGCCCCGAAUGAUGUGGAGAAGGGGUGUAGGGCUGUGUUUGAUGCUGUGAUGGGGAGGGGAUUGGGGGAGGGGCUUGAGGAGACGAUUAGGUUGCCGUUGGGGAAGGAUUGUGUGGCGAGGAUUAGGGUUAAGAUUGAGGAACAUCGGCAUAUGUUGGAUGUUACGGAGAAGUUGUGGAGUUCUACGGAUGCGGACUAA
Lachnellula hyalina is the source of this 900-nucleotide messenger RNA. It is a transcript of the gene ybbO, whose product is annotated as putative oxidoreductase. The record is from RefSeq and is a predicted model, not a curated record. The transcript is spliced from 2 exons. Lineage: Eukaryota; Fungi; Ascomycota; Leotiomycetes; Helotiales; Lachnaceae. The annotation marks the transcript as partial.